CCGCCCUCACACGAAAUGGCCGCGCUGGGAGGAGGUGAGCAGCGCGCGGCAGGCUGGGAGAGGCCGCGCCGCGGGGGUGGGGCCGGCGGCGGCGGCCGGAGCCGCGUCAGGCGAGAGAGCGGCGCGGCCCAGUCCGGUUUGCUUUCCCGUUGGUGCUUGUGGGGAGCUCGAGCGCUGCCGCUCUGCGCCUCAGCGCCGCCGCCAUGUUCUCUUUUAAUAUGUUUGAUCACCCCAUCCCUCGGGUUUUCCAGAACCGUUUUUCAACCCAGUAUCGCUGCUUCUCGGUAUCCAUGCUUGCUGGACCUAAUGACAGUAAUUAUGCCACCAUCGGCUUUGGAUCAACUCAGCCGACUUAAUAUUACUUACCCGAUGCUGUUUAAGCUAACCAAUAAAAAUUCAGACCGAAUGACGCACUGUGGAGUGCUUGAAUUUGUGGCCGAUGAGGGCAUAUGUUACCUUCCACACUGGAUGAUGCAGAACUUGCUGCUGGAAGAGGGAGGCCUGGUACAAGUGGAGAGUGUUAAUCUUCAAGUUGCUACUUACUCAAAAUUUCAGCCACAGAGUCCAGAUUUUCUUGACAUCACCAAUCCCAAAGCUGUAUUAGAGAAUGCAUUGAGAAACUUCGCUUGUCUAACUACUGGGGAUGUUAUUGCCAUCAACUACAAUGAAAAGAUCUAUGAGCUUCGGGUAAUGGAGACCAAACCGGAUAAGGCUGUGUCCAUCAUAGAAUGCGAUAUGAAUGUGGAUUUUGAUGCUCCCUUGGGGUACAAAGAACCAGAAAGAAGUGCUCAACAUGAAGAAUCCACAGAUGUUGAAGCAGACCACAGUGGAUAUGUGAGUGACAUAGGAUUUCGUGCAUUCUCUGGUUCUGGGAACAGAUUGGAUGGCAAGAAGAAAGGUGUUGAGCCUAGUCCGUCGCCAAUUAAACCAGGAGACAUUCGAAGAGGAAUACCCAACUAUGACUUCAAGAUCGGUAGAAUCACAUUCAUUAGAAACUCACGUCCACUAGUUAAGAAAGUAGAAGAGGAUGAAUCUGGAAGCCGGUUUAUUGCCUUUUCAGGAGAAGGACAGUCCCUGCGCAAAAAGGGAAGAAAACCCUAAGAUGUGGUACCUUUAGUCAGUCGGGAGGAAAAUAAAAUAACAAUUGCAGCAUAUUGGAUCUUAGUUAUUGCAGUUAAGAGGAUAGAUUGUUUUGCAACACAGGAGAGCUUUUACUGGUUUUGGUUUCACAUUUAGAACCGGAGCUAUCAGACUGUUGAAAAUUAAGUUCUAGGAAUUCUGAAGGAGAUUUUUGUAUGUGUUGUAAAAAGGGAAAAGUAUAUCUUGGAUAGAUCUGGGAAGUAAAACCAAUAAGGUCUACCUUACUAAAAGGUCCAGUUCUUAGAUUACAUCUUCCCCUCUUAUAUCCUGAAUGAUGAUGGCCUCAUGUUGCUUUGUGCUUGAUAUUUUUCUCCCUCUAGAUAUAUAUAUAUAUACACAUAUAUAUAUGUCACACUUUCAGGUAACCUUUUUGGUGUGGUAGAAAUGAAGGCUAACACUUGGGUGUUGAAGACUUACGAGGAGGGAGUCUCUUUGAUCUUAGCUUCUGGUGUUGGGUUAUAAAUCAUUCUAAGUAAUCUCCCUGUAACUGCUUUUUAUAUUUAUAAUUAAUAACAUGCCUUUUACUAGUUCAGAUACAAUAAUGUACUGUAGCAAUCUAAUGGCACGUGUAGGGAGAGGUGAGACCCAUCUGCCUGAGCUGGUGAGGGAGCACAGAGCUGCGGUGUCGGUAAUAACCUGUGCCUCCUUUCACGUGCUGGCCCGUCGUUGAGCCUUUACAUGGGUAACAGAACGGGGGCAAGGAUACCCCUGUGUGCCCUCCUCCAAGGCUGAGUAAAGGUUCUUUGGUAACCAGA
Molecule: messenger RNA, 1895 nt
Organism: Tyto alba (common barn owl)
Lineage: Eukaryota; Metazoa; Chordata; Aves; Strigiformes; Tytonidae
Gene: UFD1
Product: ubiquitin recognition factor in ER associated degradation 1
Exons: 12
Coding region: 16-1101 (361 amino acids)
Cellular component (GO): VCP-NPL4-UFD1 AAA ATPase complex
Molecular function (GO): polyubiquitin modification-dependent protein binding
Source: RefSeq, a predicted model, not a curated record